Molecule: messenger RNA, 3606 nt
Organism: Cephus cinctus (wheat stem sawfly)
Lineage: Eukaryota; Metazoa; Arthropoda; Insecta; Hymenoptera; Cephidae
Gene: Ythdc1
Product: YTH domain-containing protein 1
Exons: 6
Coding region: 1260-2642 (460 amino acids)
Biological process (GO): mRNA splicing, via spliceosome; regulation of alternative mRNA splicing, via spliceosome
Cellular component (GO): nucleoplasm
Molecular function (GO): mRNA binding; N6-methyladenosine-containing RNA reader activity
Source: RefSeq, a predicted model, not a curated record
UUAUCGAUCGUUCGACACGUCACACAAUGGCGACGGACAUUCGAGUCCUCGCACAGUUCUACGACUAGAUAAUUGUUUACUGUGCUUUUUCAUGAGAUACGGCAUUUUUUCCUGUGCUCCUUGUGUACUCCGUGGCUGGUUCGUUUACUUCAACGAUAUUUUUUAUGUAUGACUGUCGGUCCGUGUAGUUUGUGAGGUGGGAAGUGUGUUUUAAGUGAGGAUAAUACGAGUGUGCACGUAAGUGUGUACAAGCCGUCUGAAGGGCUGGUAUCAUCAAAAGGACUUAUGUUUGCAAAAGAUGAACUUAUUUCUAAAAAAACAUGAUGGCGAUGACGAUAAGGAUGUUAAUGAUGUUCUGGAAGUUCUCGAGCAUGUCUAGUGAUGCCAGGACUUAGUUAAACUUUGCCUUAAGGACGAACUUUUUCCAAGAUUAGACCCCUAAUCUUAAAAGAGGACUGCGUCUAGUUACUUUUAUAUAAAUAAAGGGGCGACGCACCGUGAUUCUCGGACGGUACGAAAGAGAGGGAGUGUGAGUGGGAAUGAGAGCGAACGCGAGAAAGAGUGAGAGAGAAUGAGAGAACGAGACACGGAAUCGUGAGAGAAAACUCGUGAAAAUUCGUGAGAACGCUAAAAACUGUCAAUCCCGUUGUUAUCUAUAGGCCAAAUGUUUAAAACGUUAAAUGCAUUGUCGACUACUCGAAAAUGAACGCUCCCAUUAAGUCACGCAGGUGUUAGUUUGAAAAAUGGAAGAAGAACGUAAACCCUACAAACUAAACUGUAGAACGACAACAAAGCAGCAACCUAUACAAUCUGCGACCUUUUCGUUUCCUUUAAAAAUGCAGAUGGACAAUUUCUCUACUAAUCGGGCAAAGCAAUCGGUUGUUUGUUCGGAUGCUGUAAAUUCUUUUCUCCUUGUUCAUGCACCUUCUGGCUACAAAUCACGUCUGAAUAAUAACGACCGUGUUUCUUCGUUUACGCGCGAUUCUUUCCACCAUAUCAACUAUCUUACUAGGAGCUCUACGGCGGAUGUAGCGUCGUUUACUCCGAGUCUGCCAAUAAUGUGUAAACCAUUAAAGAGCCCUUCACUGUCGCGUAAUUGUCAUAUAAUAGGCGAUUUAAGGCCGCCACAGAACUACUGGUCUCAGACAGAAAAGCUUGCCUUGUCCAGAGAAGCAAAGCCUGGAUGACAGGAAGAAUUAGAAGAUUUUGACUGAUUCUCCGGUGGUGACUAGUGAAAAGCAAAGAAAGUUAAGGCCAUAAUGGACAGUAACACGGAUGGGGACAACCUUAAUUUAAGUUGCGGAGAAAAUGACAUGGGAGACGAGCUGAAGAUCGGUGCUGAUGAAACUUAUGAUACACGCAGCGAAGUCUCUUCUAGUAGCUCCGAUUCUGACUCCAGUCAACCAAGUAUCAGUUCGGUAUCUACGAAUUCAACACGAGGAGAUAACAAACGUGACCGACGCAGUAGGGGAAAACGAGCUAGAUCCAGAGAUUCCAAGUCCACAACACCAGAGGCGAAACGAGCCAGAUCCAAGGAGAAUAAAGGCAUCGCCAAGAAUUACGAUUACACUACAAAAUUGAAUUACUUAUUUAGGGACGCGAGAUUUUUCAUCAUCAAGUCCAACAAUGCGGAGAACGUAACCCUCUCGAAAGCUAAGGGAGUGUGGAGUACUUUGCCACAGAAUGAGGCUAACCUGAACCAGGCCUACAGAGAAUCAAGGAACGUCUUGCUCGUUUUUUCUGUUAAGGAAUCAGGAAAGUUUGCUGGAUUUGCUAGACUAAGCACUGAGUCUAGAAGAGAUGGAGCUCCUAUAUCGUGGGUGUUACCUCCAGGACUUUCUGCGAAAGCACUUGGUGGUGUUUUCAAAGUAGACUGGAUAUGUAGAAAAGAAUUACCUUUUACCUCAACGCUGCACCUCUACAAUCCUUGGAAUGAUGGCAAACAAGUGAAAAUUGGGCGUGAUGGUCAGGAGAUCGAACCUCGAGUUGCAGAGGAGUUGUGCAGACUGUUCCCUGAAGACGAAGGAAUAGAGAUGACACCAAUACUGAGAAAGUCUAAAGAAGCUGCGAAAAACGUAACAAAGUCAUCGCGGAACUAUCGAGAAAACCGGCCCACCACUAAUUCCAGAUUCCUAAGGUCCCGAGGAGGAGGUAGAGGACGUCGUCUAUUCCUUACUUCAAGAUCUCGAUUAGCUUCUCUGGCAAGAGGUGGACACUUGCCAUCCGGAGACCACCGAGGUUCCAGGGAUCAUCAUCAUCAUCAUCAUCAUCGUUAUCCUAGCUGGUUUAAUCGAGCAGACUCCCCAUACUCCAAAGCAUAUGGAAAUUCCGGAUUGGGUGUAGCAGCAGCGGCGGAGGCUUACGUUGCUGAUUACAUGAGAACCAUGCAGCACCAGCUACCUCCUUUGCCACCAUACGCCGCACCUCAUCCUUACGACACUUUACCACCUCCACCGCCACCUCCAAGAUACUACGACGGUCUGCCUCUACCACCGGAUUACAGUGCGGCCGCAUCCGCCCUGGACAAGCGUAGCUACGAACGAAGCGUUGAUGAGUUUCUAUGGAGAACCGCAAGCCGCCAUAGUCGUCACAAUGAUCAUCGAUCUUCUCGAGAUCAUCACAGAUACAGGGAUCGCAGAUAAAGGAUCCUUCGAAGGUUUUUUAUUUUCAAAUGAUUUUUCACUUAAUUCUUACUUUUAUGUAUGUCAGGCGCGGUUUCUGUUUCAUUAUCUUUAAUCGCCCUGGAACAAUUCAUCACAGCGUUACUCUAAGUUCGAUUAAAGCUUCACUGAUGUGCGAGACGAGCGAAUUUAAAAGGUGAUAGCGACAUUUUAUUCCGAGACAAUGAGGUCGAUGAUUUAUCUCGAAUUUACGAAUUAUGAUUAAGAAACUUAAGAGCGAAUUGAACCGCGGGAAAUGCGAGUUUAGAUAAAUAUGGCUGAACCUUAGGAAUCACACUACUUGGGAUGGGAGUUUCGCUAGGGUAUUUUCUACUAUUAAAUGCAUAAUGAUGGCACGCAUUUAUGACGACAAUUAAGAUUAAUCUCUGAACGAGCGAUCGUGAAAUGGCGAAUGCUCGAUUCGUAUUAAUUUGCAAUCAUUUAUCGAGCAGUCGAAUUAUUAUAAUUUUCGGUAUUGUAGAUAGAUACACGUCCUAAGAUAUACUUUUUUACUUCCCGGACGAUCCCAUAGAAUCUUGUACCGAUUGUAUAUUAGGAUUAAAUAAAUUGUAAUCAUGUUUUACGAUGGACUAUAUUGUCUCAGUGGAGAGCACUGCCAUUGUCGGAGCGAAAAUGCAGUUUUAUACUUUACUGUGUUACAAAUUACGCUCAACGAACGGCUACUACGAAAAGCGUAACAGUCGUCGAAUGUUCAGCGAACACUUUACGAUUGGUCAUGCUCAUCCCGGUUAAGAAUUCGUUAAAAAACGGUGAUAUUUUUCAUACCAGCUAGCAAUACGUCAAUAACGUAUUGUCAUUAGCUUGAGAGUCUAAAGAAAUGAUCUUUAGACAAUUAAAAUUACCUGACUGUGUACACGUGUGCAGCAUAUAGAUUCUUACUGUAUGUCCUUUACGUCAUUGAAUAGUAAAGAAAAGAGACACUGAA